AUGCCUUCCCUGUGGAAACGGGUAACGUUCUCGGUGGCCUCGGUGCUCUGUGUCGGCUCGGUGGCCCUCUUGGUCGCGGCCCUGUCCACGGAGCGGUGGGUCGCCGGGCGGAUCCUGUGUAAAACCGGGGCGGAGAUAGUGAACGCGUCCCAUCCGGAGCUGGACCAGUUCAUCGGGGACAUUUAUUACGGCUUGUUCCAGGGAGGAAAGAGCAAGAAGUGCGGGCUCGGGAAGAGGCGCUCCAAAAUAUUCAUUUUCCCAAAGCUGGUACGAACAUUGAACGCUGGCCUUCACAUGAUGGUGAUCCUCUUCUUGCUGGUGGCCAUUGGCUUCGCUCUGGUCAGUCUGUCUUUCUGUAUUUACAAUGCACGCAAGGUUCCCUACCAGAGCAUCAAGGGGCACAAAGGACUCUACCUGUGGAACGUCAUCGCUGCGGUUUUCGGUGCCCUGGCUGUUUUGUGUUUCCUGGCAGCCGUGAGGCACCACAGUCUGACCGAGCGGGUGGCAAACUAUCAGGAGAACCUCUUCGUCCUCGUUGUCCUGGAUGACAGCCUGGACUGGUCCUUCUGGUUGGGUGUAGGCAGCAUUGCAACUCACUUUGCUGUCUGUGGAGCGGUUGCCAUGAGCCGGAUCAAGCUGCCCAAACCGGAGAUCAAGAAACCCGAAGAACCAACCAUCUCUGCUCUGGACCUGCUCUACUGAAGGAUCGAACAAGGAGCAUCAUGUUAGCACUUGACAUCAUUUAUGGUUGGCCCCUGGUUGUCAGAGCAAACCACUGACU
This is a messenger RNA of Xiphias gladius (swordfish), 781 nucleotides long. RefSeq names its product clarin 2 (gene clrn2). The record is from RefSeq and is a predicted model, not a curated record. Bases 1 to 702 code for a protein of 233 amino acids. NCBI's taxonomy places the organism in Eukaryota, Metazoa, Chordata, Actinopteri, Istiophoriformes, Xiphiidae. The transcript is spliced from 3 exons.